GUUUUUAUGGCCGCACUAAUACAAAUAGGGAAAAAUGAAUAGCAGGCACAGUUUAUAUAAACAAAAUAGUCAUGAUGAACAACACAAUUUGGAACAACAGGACAUUGAAGAAUUUGGAAAAAGCAUUGAAAACCAUACAAGUGGUUCGGAACAAGAUGCUACCGAUAAAGAAAGCAGUAUGUUAUUGAUACCACAGGCACAUAAAAAGGAAAGUCGAUGGAAGGAACACGUAUAUGAAUUAUCACAAUGUACGACAUUACAUGGAGUUCGGUAUCUCGGGAUGAAAGAUACAUCGAUAAUCAGCAAAGUUUUAUGGGUUUGCGUGAUAGGUUUGUGUGGUGGUAUCAUGGCAUACAAUAUGUCGGACAGACUGAUGUAUUAUCUACAAUCUCCAGUGAAUGUGAAUGUGAAGGUCCACCACAACACCUCGCUCAUAUUUCCAUCAGUCACCAUCUGCAAUCAGAAUGCAUUCAGACUUACAGCAGCGAACGAGCACAAUUGGUAUGAUUUUAUAGAAACGUUGUACAACUCAAACAGAACAUCAACGGGUAUAGAUUGGAAGAAAUACAAUGCUACAGACCUCACCUUUAGUGAAUUGUAUUUAAAAACAGGCCACACAAAGGAAGAUAUGAUACACAGUUGCAGAUUUGCUGGUAAAAAAUGUGGCGCUAAAGACUUUAAAACUAUCUUGACAGAUCAAGGACUUUGUUUUACCUUUAAGCCAGACAAGAAUUCUAAAUUGAGAGUCCAUCGCGAAUUGCGAUCAUGGCACACAGGGUCAGACAACGGCUUGAAAUUGGUUUUGAAUACGGAGCAAUAUGAACAUAUGGACGGUCCAAAUAUCGCUUCUGGAAUUAAACUACUUGCCCAUCAUGACACCGACAUACCAAGAGUGAAGGAACUUGGGAUUUCUGUUCCGACACAUUCGUAUGCUAUGAUAGGAGUAGAUUUGACAGUCAUCGAGAGUUUACAAAAACCUUAUGGGAAUUGCAAGGAUAAACCUCUCAAUUACAGCAGAGAGUAUACAAAGGAUGACUGUUUGUUUGAAUGUUUAAGUAGAGUUGCUGAACGAAAAUGUGGUUGUAGCAAUUACCUGAUACCAAAAGAUAAGACAAUUAAACCGAAAAAUGAUGAUGAAGAAGAUGAUGAAGAAGAAGAAGAAGAUGAUGAAGAAGAAGAUGAAGAAGAAGAUGAUGAAGAAGAUAUAGAUAUAAAGGAUCCAGAAUUUGUACCAGCAGAGUCCCCUGUGCAUGCUUCUUCUGGAAAACAUGUUCAAAAUAAAAUCGAGCCAUGUUCUAUUAAAAAGUACUUGCAUUGUUAUCAGAAAAAAUAUGAUUUGGCAUACCUUGAUUACAAUUUGCAUUGCAACUGCCCUGCACCUUGUUCCGCCAGGUUAUAUAAACCGUUGAUGUCUUAUGCUUCAACCGUGGAAAAAGAUGAUGAUCGAAAUAAACAGACAAGUAUUCAAUCUAGUGGCGCUGAAAUACAUGGAAAUCUCACUUUACAAGCCAAAGUGCAAAAAGCAGUUGAAAUAAAACACAGAAAAAAUGUAGUCAGACGUAAAGUAUUCAAUCGAAUACGUACCAACUUUAUGCAGGAGUAUAAAAACUAUAAAAUGAUGAUUGGUCAUGACAUGCUUAUGUAUAAAUGGAAAACAAAGUUCUCAAAAAUGCUAGAUUAUGAUCGGAAAUGUAUAGAAAAGAUGAAAGAAUUAUUUUUAUUUCAGAUAUACAACCUAGAAUAUAAUUUUAUUUUGGCUCGUCAAGAAAUGGAAGAAGAAACGAUAUCAAAUGUGUGUCAAGGAUACAAUGAAAUCAGAUCAAUUGUUGAAAAUACGUUGAUGUCCUUAUCCGUGAAGAAUCGUGAGAGCCAAUCAAAUAUUUUAUUUUACACAACACAGCUGUUUCUUCAAAGCAAAUUGGAAAAUCUUGACAACGCUGCUGAUAAUAUAUCAACACUUUUCAAUUCGUAUAGCUCAGGAAAACCUAUUUUUCAUUACUCGUUUAAAAACUAUAGCGAGAGCUACAAUAUGUUUAUUGUCCCAAAAAAGUUACUUAGAGAUUCCAUGCGCCAUUAUAUUGAAUAUUCUCAGAAAUAUUCGUCAGCAGUAGAUGGAAAUAUUGAAAGUGUACGUGUGAGUAUGAAUGAAUACUUGUCGUUGCUAAAGAGUGUGAUGGAGUCUGGAAAUCUUAAUGAACAGCGCAUGUCUGAACUCAGCAAAAAUUACAAAGACAACUGUAAAGCUUUCUUGUACAAUAAACGUGUUUUCUAUAAGGAAUGUCUUGAUAGACCACUUGAAAUAUUAAAAACAAAUUUGAAAAAUUUCACCUCUUUGACAGAUAAGUAUUUGAAAUCAAUGGAAUUCGUUUUGAAAAAAUAUAACCAAUUUAAAACAAAACUUGUAGAAAAGCCUGAUUUAACAGAGUUUUUACUGUUAUUGCAAGACUACUUGGUCAAACCGAAUAUCACUAAAGAUGAUUUGUACAUAAAAUCACGCUUAACCAAAUUAAGCAUUGCGAGAAUAGUAUCAGAUUUUGAUGGAUUGAAAAGAAUACAAAAUACUGUAUAUGAUAAAUUGUCCGAAAAUAAAGAGCCAAUAGCCGAAAUCUGGAGAGUGAUCAACUACGAUGAAAAUAUGAAGACGUUUUAUGAUUCCGUGAACAAAUCCAUUUUUUCAAAAUCUCAUUUAACAUAUUUUAAAAAUGGGCAUAGAUAUGGAGGAUCUGGUAACAUUUUCAAUUUAGCUCAAUGGUGGUGGAGACCAAGUGAUGUCGUUUAUGGUAUUUCAAAUUUAGAAAAACGAUUUGAUGAGUUAUAUGAAGACUUGAAUUUAUUCAAGAAACAAACGAGAAUUGAUGAUAACUUUAACAAGACCAACUUUCUGCCGAUAGAUAUUUUCUUCAGAGAGCUGAGCUUUAUGGAAAUAAAACAACAAGAAGCCUAUGAUUUAUGGGCAUUUUUUUGUGAUGUUGGAGGAGCACUUGGUUUAUUUGUUGGGGCAAGUGCAGUAACUCUUUUUGAGUUUAUGGACUGUUUGGUACACAUAGUGUUAUCAUUACGUAAAAAAUAACUUGUCUUUUAUAUGCUAUUUGAAUUUCAAUAAAAAUAACUUAUUCUU
This is a messenger RNA of Mytilus trossulus (common blue mussel), 3118 nucleotides long. RefSeq lists its product as uncharacterized. Gene Ontology annotation, molecular function: ligand-gated sodium channel activity. The record is from RefSeq and is a predicted model, not a curated record. Gene Ontology annotation, biological process: sodium ion transmembrane transport. NCBI's taxonomy places the organism in Eukaryota, Metazoa, Mollusca, Bivalvia, Mytilida, Mytilidae. Gene Ontology annotation, cellular component: plasma membrane. Bases 35 to 3070 code for a protein of 1011 amino acids. The transcript is spliced from 11 exons.